Messenger RNA from Varanus komodoensis (Komodo dragon), 2772 nucleotides. RefSeq names its product heat shock protein 90 alpha family class B member 1 (gene HSP90AB1). Gene Ontology annotation, biological process: cellular response to heat; protein stabilization; protein folding. Bases 108 to 2285 code for a protein of 725 amino acids. Gene Ontology annotation, molecular function: disordered domain specific binding; ATP hydrolysis activity; ATP-dependent protein folding chaperone. The transcript has 12 exons. NCBI's taxonomy places the organism in Eukaryota, Metazoa, Chordata, Lepidosauria, Squamata, Varanidae. Gene Ontology annotation, cellular component: cytosol; plasma membrane; perinuclear region of cytoplasm. The record is from RefSeq and is a predicted model, not a curated record.
UUCCGCUCUCAGCCCCUAUAUAGGCCCGGCACGGGCGGUCCCUCCUCCUCUCCGGGCUUUUGUCGGAAAGACCGGGUCGUGCUCCAGCUUCAUCUCCGUCGAUCAAGAUGCCUGAAGAAAUCCAGCAUGGCGAAGAGGAGGUGGAGACUUUUGCCUUCCAGGCAGAGAUUGCCCAGCUUAUGUCCCUGAUCAUCAAUACGUUCUACUCCAACAAAGAAAUCUUUCUGCGGGAGAUAAUUUCCAACGCCUCUGAUGCCCUGGACAAGAUCCGCUAUGAGAGUCUGACGGAACCCUCAAAGCUGGAAAGUGGCAAGGAGCUGAAGAUAGACAUCAUCCCCAAUCCCCAUGACCGGACCCUCACACUGGUGGACACUGGCAUUGGAAUGACCAAGGCAGAUCUGAUCAACAACUUGGGCACCAUUGCCAAGUCUGGCACCAAGGCCUUCAUGGAAGCCUUGCAGGCUGGAGCAGACAUCUCCAUGAUUGGGCAGUUCGGUGUGGGCUUCUACUCUGCUUACCUGGUGGCUGAGAAAGUGGUGGUCAUCACCAAGCACAACGAUGACGAACAGUAUGCCUGGGAGUCAUCUGCAGGGGGUUCCUUCACUGUUAGAACUGAUCAUGGUGAGCCCAUUGGCCGGGGCACCAAAGUGAUCUUGCACCUGAAGGAUGAUCAGACGGAGUACCUGGAGGAGCGCCGUAUCAAGGAAGUGGUGAAGAAGCACUCGCAGUUCAUUGGCUACCCCAUCACCCUCUAUGUGGAGAAAGAGCGUGAGAAAGAGAUCAGUGAUGAUGAGGCUGAGGAGGAAAAAGAUGAAAAGGAGGAAGAAGAGAUGACUCCCAAAGAGGAGGAGAAGCCCAAGAUUGAGGACGUGGGCUCAGAUGAGGAGGAGGAAGGUGGCAAGAGCAAGAAGAAGACCAAGAAGAUCAUGGAGAAGUACAUCGACCAGGAGGAGCUGAACAAGACCAAGCCCAUCUGGACCCGCAAUCCUGACGACAUCACCCAGGAGGAGUAUGGCGAGUUCUACAAGAGCCUCACAAAUGAUUGGGAAGACCACCUGGCUGUCAAGCAUUUCUCUGUGGAGGGGCAGCUGGAAUUCCGGGCACUUCUUUUCAUCCCACGCCGGGCCCCGUUUGACCUCUUUGAGAACAAGAAGAAAAAGAACAACAUCAAGCUGUAUGUCCGCCGUGUCUUCAUCAUGGACAGCUGUGAUGAACUUAUCCCAGAGUACCUGAACUUCAUCCGGGGUGUGGUGGACUCUGAAGACCUGCCCCUGAACAUUUCCCGUGAGAUGCUGCAGCAAAGCAAGAUUCUCAAAGUGAUUCGCAAGAACAUUGUCAAGAAAUGCCUAGAACUCUUUGCAGAGCUGGCAGAGGACAAAGAGAACUACAAAAAGUUUUAUGAGGCCUUCUCCAAGAAUCUCAAGCUGGGGAUCCAUGAAGAUUCAACCAACAGAAAACGCCUGUCUGAGCUGUUGCGUUACCACACCUCUCACUCGGGCGAUGAGAUGCACUCCCUCUCCGAGUAUGUGUCCCGCAUGAAGGACAAUCAGAAGAGCAUCUACUACAUCACCGGGGAGAGCAAGGAGCAGGUGGCCAACUCAGCCUUUGUGGAACGUGUGAGGAAACGGGGAUUUGAGGUGGUGUACAUGACAGAGCCCAUUGAUGAGUACAGUGUUCAACAGCUGAAGGAGUUUGAUGGCAAAACCUUGGUGUCUGUGACCAAGGAAGGCCUGGAGCUGCCAGAAGAUGAGGAUGAGAAAAAGAAGAUGGAGGAGAGCAAAGCCAAGUUUGAAAACCUUUGCAAACUCAUGAAGGAAAUCCUGGAGAAGAAGGUUGAGAAGGUGACAGUCUCAAAUCGGCUGGUCUCUUCCCCCUGCUGUAUUGUCACCAGCACCUAUGGCUGGACAGCCAACAUGGAGAGGAUCAUGAAGGCCCAGGCCCUGCGUGACAACUCCACCAUGGGCUAUAUGAUGGCCAAGAAGCACCUGGAGAUCAAUCCUGAACACCCCAUUGUAGAGACUUUGCGUCAAAAGGCUGAGGCAGACAAGAACGACAAGGCCGUCAAGGACCUGGUGGUGCUGCUCUUUGAGACGGCGCUGCUUUCAUCUGGCUUCUCGCUGGAGGAUCCACAGACACAUUCCAACCGUAUCUAUAGGAUGAUCAAGCUGGGGCUAGGUAUUGAUGAAGAUGAAGUGGCUGCCGAAGAACCCAGUGCUGCUGUCGCUGAAGAGGUCCCUCCACUGGAGGGAGAUGAGGAUGCAUCACGCAUGGAAGAAGUAGAUUAAAGAAAGUGAUCUUCCUCUUGUUCUCCCCUGCCCACCCCCGUUCUUCCCUUGCACCAUUGCCCUGCUCAGGAAGCCUGGCUCUGGCAGUGCUAAUUGCACACCUCAGUAAUGGUCUGUUACUCCUCUGUGUAUAAUUGGUAGCCAGUGUGGCAAGGGGCCCCCAUACCUAUGAGCUCUGUCUUUCUGCUCACUUAGAAGAAGCUACUGUGGGGGACAGGGACUGGUCCACUGGCUUUUAUUUUUUUUCUCCCCACCCCCACAGACAGGGUUUUAUCCUAAAUCUCGGCUGCCAAGUGUCCAGCCCACCACAGUGGAGGUGAACACAAAGCAAUUGCCUUUCCCAGAGACAGUGAGUUUAUUUCUUGUCUGCAUCUCUCACUGCUGCCCCUUGUCUUCAGAGGGCAGGGAAGUGUACUUCUGUUGGCUGUUUGUAUUUGGUUUUGUUUUACUGGAAUUAAACUUACAAAGAAUGUGGUUUACAAAGAAA